Messenger RNA from Globicephala melas (long-finned pilot whale), 801 nucleotides. NCBI's taxonomy places the organism in Eukaryota, Metazoa, Chordata, Mammalia, Artiodactyla, Delphinidae. The record is from RefSeq and is a predicted model, not a curated record.
AUGGCGUGCAGCCACCGUGACACCGGCUACCGCAGCCUGGGGGUCGACGAGGACGAGGAAGAACUGCAUAAUGCGGAGCCUACCUUGAUCUCGGAGACUGUAACCGGAGAGGAGGAGGCUACGCUGUCCGAACCUGAGCCCGGAGAAGCAGCAGCAGCAGACUACUUUGAUGCGGUCGGUCCCAACUUCUUGGAUGAAAACCGUGUGGGCGGCGGCGGUCUUGAGCCCCCGCAGCAGCAGGAGGAGCUGGCCGCCCUGGCCGCUGAGGGGCCACAGAUGGUACCGAGAAACCUGCGCCGCAACCGUACGGUGUUCACCGUCUUGCAGCUGCGGGAGCUGGAGAGAACUUUCCAGCGCAAUCGUUACCCCGACGUGUUCGCGCGAGAGGUGAUUGCAAGACGCUUGAAUUUGCCUGAAGCCAUAGUGCAGGUUUGGUUUCAGAACAGAAGGGCCAAGUGGAGAAGACAACAGAGGGCACUGAUGUUCAGAAAUCUGAUCCCCAUUGCCUUGCGCCCCCAUGUGGGGAUAAUCUUGAAUGGGCCCUAUCAGGCUGCCACACGGGCCACCACCUCUGCCACCUGGGCCACCACCUCUGCCACCCGGGCCACCAUUUCUGCCACCCGGGAUGCCACCCAUGCCACCCGGGAUGCCACCCAUGCCACCUGGGAUGCCUUUGCCACCCCUACCACCUGUGCCUCCCUUUGCUGUGGCCCCUGUUCCUCAAUGGCUGUAAGUCCUCUUGGAACUACAGGAUCUGUACAGAUUGAAGCUCCAGGACCCCAUACAGCCUUGCCACCCUGA